AUGGUCAACGCAGGCAAAAUUGUCUCUUCUUUGUUCGCAUUUGGCCUUGUUGGCCGAUGUUGCGCGGACUACGACGGAACGAAUCAGACAGUGACUUAUCUUCCCAUCGUCGAGGAAUGGGACGGCGAGGGUUCUAACAUGACCGUAACCUUUGAUCUCGUCAACGCCGACUACGUGUGGCUAUACAAUGACACCAACACUCUUACCAAGCGCACUGGCAUCGACACGGUCGUGGCAGCGGCGUCCGUCAUCACCGCUGCAACCUCCGUCAUCAUCGCAGCCAACUCGGCCCUCAACAUCUACGACUUCAUUGCCGACGUAAUCAAGAGCAAGUCAAAUGCGAAUUCUUGUACCAUGACAUACGGUACCGAUAGCGACGGCACCUACUUCGAGGGUUACGCCUACGAAGCCACUACGACCGGUUCAAACUGCGACACUACAGCCGAAAAGAAGACCAUCUUGGGGGCUGUAGAGAAGUGUGCCAACCGCCUGCACUCGCGCGGUGCCACUCGUGGCUGCUGCACUUUCUCUUAUGGCGGCACUUGGACCGGCCACCUGCGUCUUACUGCCGAGCCGGUUAAAUACCCAGUGACUUCGGUGACUUGUUAG
This is a messenger RNA of Penicillium soppii, 609 nucleotides long. RefSeq lists its product as uncharacterized. The transcript has a single exon. The record is from RefSeq and is a predicted model, not a curated record. Lineage: Eukaryota; Fungi; Ascomycota; Eurotiomycetes; Eurotiales; Aspergillaceae. Bases 1 to 609 code for a protein of 202 amino acids.